AUGUUCGUACACCGUUAUCAGAACGAUGACAUUGUUCUGAUAACAUCUCGCAUCAACGAAGCUGAACGAAUGCUAAUCAAUUUCGACGAAGCAUGUGGAUGCAUCGGUCUUGAGCUGAAUCUGCAAAAGACGAUGUUCAUGCGCAACGCAUGGGUCUCGGAUACCCUAUUCGCGCUCAACGGAACGAACAUAUCCGAAUGCACCAGCUACGUUCAUCUGGCUGGUAGCCCACAAGCAGGCGACUCGAGUGGAGCACAAGAGAAUGAAAAACAGUGCUAUCCGCUAGAUCGAUAA
This is a messenger RNA of Necator americanus (New World hookworm), 294 nucleotides long. RefSeq lists its product as uncharacterized. The record is from RefSeq and is a predicted model, not a curated record. The transcript has 2 exons. Bases 1 to 294 code for a protein of 97 amino acids. NCBI's taxonomy places the organism in Eukaryota, Metazoa, Nematoda, Chromadorea, Rhabditida, Ancylostomatidae.